UUAACGUAUGCCGGUGUUAGAAAUAAGAUUUUAUCGAGCCCUCGUAUUUCGAGCGGGAGUUCGUGUGCAAGGCUCGAAACUUUCCGCCUUUCCGUAAGAUAAUUGCGCAAGGUAUAUUUGAUGGUUUGAAUAAUAGCGAAAUAAAAACCUGCAGCAAUUUCCGAUGACGGAAAACAGAACAGGUCCGCAGACGAUAGAGUUUCUGACGAAAAGAAUAGUUGCCCUUGGAGCCGUACAAUCUGGACAAUUUCUCGUCGAUUGUGAAACUUACAUGUCGGUUCCGCAAUUGGGUGUUCAAAGAACCGUUCACGUACUACACAACUCGGAACAACCAGCCUCUGUUUUCGCCCUUCUCGAGUCUGGCAAUAAGAUAGUACCAUUGAUCGCAGAUGGUCUCUUCGAUCUUCUGAUGAUGAAGAUGACGAGCAUUUAUACCAGCAAAAAACAAACCAAAAUCGAAUCGAAGGGCCCACGCUUUGAAAUUGGGGACUUUUGCGUCAAACUCGGCAGCGUCACGAUGAGCCAGAAUUUCAAGGGUAUCCUCGUCGAAGUUGAGUACAGGCCCUGUGUCAUUCCGGGAAGUGCAUGGGAGCUUCUGCGAGAGUUCCUGCAAGGAUUUCUUGGUUCCGCUGUAUCGAAUCAAGCUCCUCAAUACUUGCAAAAUCGAAUGAAUGAUAUUUAUCAACCGAUGGAUACGAUACAACAAUACUUAGAACAUUUUGGACAAUAUAGAAAGGCUACUGGAGUGAUUUAAGUUAUUUCAAUUGAAGAUCGAUGAACAAUCAAAAGAUUCAACGAUUCUCUUUUGUAAGCUUUCUUUCAGAAUAGACUCGUAUUAUACUUCCAGUAUGAAUUUAAUUUAAUUAUAAUCCGAAUAUUAUUUAUUUCAUAUAUGUGUAUGAAUAAUAAAAGAAUAUACAUAUAUACGAAUCCUA
Molecule: messenger RNA, 935 nt
Organism: Vespula pensylvanica (western yellowjacket)
Lineage: Eukaryota; Metazoa; Arthropoda; Insecta; Hymenoptera; Vespidae
Gene: MED20
Product: mediator of RNA polymerase II transcription subunit 20
Exons: 5
Coding region: 164-754 (196 amino acids)
Biological process (GO): regulation of transcription by RNA polymerase II
Cellular component (GO): mediator complex
Molecular function (GO): transcription coactivator activity
Source: RefSeq, a predicted model, not a curated record